This is a messenger RNA of Nicrophorus vespilloides, 1648 nucleotides long. RefSeq names its product cytochrome P450 9e2-like. Lineage: Eukaryota; Metazoa; Arthropoda; Insecta; Coleoptera; Silphidae. The record is from RefSeq and is a predicted model, not a curated record. The transcript has 4 exons. Bases 100 to 1611 code for a protein of 503 amino acids. Gene Ontology annotation, molecular function: heme binding; iron ion binding; oxidoreductase activity, acting on paired donors, with incorporation or reduction of molecular oxygen.
UUUUAUAAUUUUUUUAUGCAAAGGUCAUUCUUGAUAAGAAUGAUAUCGCAUCUAUAAAUUGAACAGCGUUAAAUGAAAACAGCAUAUUAAUGCUGAAUUAUGAUCGUGUUAAGUUUACUUUUGCUCGUUAUAACUUUGUUCAUCAUUUUCGUGAAGAAGAAGCAGAAUUAUUGGAGAGAUCGUAAUGUGCCUCAAAUGAAUCCAGCUUUCCUUUUUGGAAAUUUAAUUAACGUGAUGCUCAAGAAAGAGAAUUUCCAGACAUUACUGAAUCGAAUGUACAAUAAUCAUCCAAAUUCAAGAUAUGAAGGAGUAUACCAAGCUAUAUUACCUACAUUGUUGAUCAAGGAUCCGGAAUUGUUGAAGCAAAUGAUUGUUAAGGAUUUCGACCACUUCAUGGAUCACCAUCUCUUCGUGCCCAGAAGGGAUCCGCUUUGGGGUCGCAAUUUGGUUGCUUUGAAUGGAAAGGCAUGGCAGGAUAUGAGGUCCACUCUGAGUCCUGCUUUUACUUCGAGUAAAUUAAAGUGCAUGUUCCCUUUAAUGUCGGAAUGCGCCGAAAAGUUUAUUGACUAUUUCCUGAAGAUGAACAAAACAGUGGUGAGCAUCGAACUAAAAGAGGAGUUUUCGCGAUUUGCAAAUGACGUGAUUGCAACCUGCGCCUUUGGUGUCUCCUGCAACACUAUCGAAGAAAGGACUAACAUCUUUAUGGAGAUGGGAAAACGGGUCAGCGUGUUACCAAGCUUCAAGUUCUUUGGAACUGCUUUGUUUCCUGGUUUGUUUCAUAAAUUAGGAAUUACCUUGUUCGAUCCGGAAGUGGGCGAUUUCUUUAAAAAUAUCGUUAUGGAAACUAUAAAAGUUAGGGAGGAACAGCGCAUAGAAAGACCAGAUAUGAUCCAUCUGCUUAUGCAGGCGAAAGCGGGAAUCCUGGAUGGUGAUGGAGAUAAACCUCCGAAAACUGCAAUCAAGAACGAGGAUAUCGUGGGGCAGGUUUUGAUUUUCUUCUUGGCUGGUUUCGAUUCCAUCUCCACGCAGAUGACUUUUAGCGCUUACGAAUUAGCCUUAAAUCAGGAUGUGCAGGAUAAGGUCUUUGCGGAAAUCGUCGAUGGUUUGGAGCGGAAUGAUCAGAAAAUCGAUUACGAGAUGAUUCAAUCGUUGAAGUACUUGGAUAUGGUCAUGAUGGAAAGUUUGAGGAAAUGGCCUGCGACCGGGGGUGGCGAUAGGCUUUGUGUUAAAGAUUACAAAAUUCCUGCUAAAUUGCCAGGCGAGAAGGAUAUAAUCAUCGAAAAGGGAACGCCGAUUUGGUUGCCAAUUUCAGCGAUCAAUCGAGAUCCCAAAUAUUUCCCAGAUCCUGAUAGAUUUGAUCCCGAGCGAUUCAGUGAAGCCAACAAGGAUAAAAUAGUUGCUGGUACUCUGCUUGCCUUUGGAUUUGGACCAAGAGCUUGCAUUGGAAGCAGAUUUGCGAUAAUGGAAAUGAAAAUCAUGCUGGUCAAUUUACUGAAAACCUUCAAGUUAGUAAAAGUCGAUAAAACUCAAGAUGUCAUUAAGUUGUCCUCGAAGAGUUUAAACAAUGUUAUGGAUGGUGGCCAUUGGAUUGGACUGCAAAGGAGAAAUUGAGUGUAUAUUUUAUUUAUACAGUAUUUAGUCAAAUAAA